This is a messenger RNA of Neoarthrinium moseri, 327 nucleotides long. RefSeq lists its product as uncharacterized. The transcript has a single exon. Lineage: Eukaryota; Fungi; Ascomycota; Sordariomycetes; Amphisphaeriales; Apiosporaceae. The record is from RefSeq and is a predicted model, not a curated record. The coding region runs from base 1 to 327 and encodes 108 amino acids.
AUGAGCACCACGGACACCUCGCCUCUACGAGAUUAUCUAGUCCACGUGCCUGAUCAUCCGAAUACGCUAUCUAUCAGACUGGCCACCAAUAAAGAACACAAUGAAGACGCGAUACCCUUGGUCAAGGCCGGCCGUGUGCCCUUCUUUGGCAGCACGCUAAGUCGUCAUGGUGUUGAAGGAGAGCAGCCCAUCGAGAAUGGGACAAUCAUGGUGUUUAAGGCUCGGAGUGAGGAAGAGAUCAAGGCAAUCAUAAAGAAGGAUGUCUUCACGAAAGCAGGCGUCUGGAACGCUGAUCGUGCAAUGAUUUGGCCAUUUUUGAGCAAAUGA